AGGCAACAUUGCGUUUUGUUUCGAAUUCGUAUGUUUUCGUUCACCAAUUCCUGCCUCCGAAGAUCUGCGACGACCACUGCACCAAGAAGGUGUUUUGGUUUUGCGAUAUCCACAAUUUUUUUCAUACGUCGUUUUAAUAACGUGAGUGCCCCUUACAGGCAAUGCAUAUAGGAAAAAAAGCACAACGUUCCUGCUAGUAUAAUACGCGGAAAUGUGAAAUUGGAAUACUCCGUCCGUUUAAACUAAAGCCACCGGUAAAAUGGUGCUUGUUUACCUCUUGGUUUUGGGCUUCUGCAUAACACUGCAAGCAGUUCAAGCAGACAAUGAUGGGUCCCUAUUUGGAACAGAAACAUGCGCCAGCAAUCAGUUCCGAUGCAGCUACGGCCUGUGCAUCCCCAUAGCUUGGCAUUGUGAUUCCAACAGAGAUUGUGAAGAUGGAAGCGAUGAACCGCCAGAAUGUCAGCAGAAUCAAAAGUGCCGCGAAGAGCAGUUCCAGUGCACGCUUACCAAGAAGUGCGUGCCAUCCAGAUGGAUGUGCGAUGAAGAGCACGACUGUGGCACCCAUCCCGAGCUGGGCCCCGACACUUCCGACGAAGAUCCGAAGUUGUGUCCCAAAGGGCUGAAGUGCAAAUGGAACGAAGCGGCGUGUGGUGAAGGGCUGAUGUGUCUUACUAUUGCCAAGUUCUGUGACGGCCAUGGAGACUGUCCGGGAAACAGCGAUGAAUGGGACUUUUGUCAGAAUUAUACUGCAGAUUGCACUAGGUUACAGUGUAUAUACGGAUGCAAACCAACACCAAAAGGAGCUCAAUGUUACUGCCCAGAAGGGAAUAAAUCAGAUGGAAACAAGUGUGUUGAUGCAGACGAAUGUGAGCUAGAUGAAACUUGCGCGCAACUUUGUACAAAUACGAUAGGUUCUUACAAGUGCUCCUGCGUUUCCGGUUAUCAAGCCAAUGGAACACAAUGUAAUGCAAUAAAUGUUCCGGCAUCAGAACCCCCAUCACUGAUAUUCUCCACGCAGUCCGAGAUCAAGCGGGUAACCUUAGACGGAAAGCCGUUUCCCGGCAAUUCGACACUGCGUCUGUUGAACAGCAAUGCCCUGGAGUUUAUCCAUCGCAACCACACUAUCUGCUAUAUUCAUCACAAUGUUACAAAAGCCUCGAUGAUGUGCGCUAACAUCAACGAUCUGAACCAAAGAUGGCAGCUGCAAGCCAAGUCCGCCGUUCUAGUAGUCGAUUCUAUUCAACAGAUCGCGCUAGAUUGGAUUUCGGAGAACUGGUAUUUCCUAGACGAUCAAAGAGACGUAAUCUUGGUCUGCACGCAUAACUUGGAAUGGUGUAACAUGCUGAUAGACACAGAUCUAUGGAAACCCAGAGCAUUAGCCUUGGACCCCACGAAUGGAUAUAUGUUCUUCACGAAAUGGGGCCAUUCGUCCCCCAUGUUAGAAAGGUGCAAGUUAGAUGGUUCUGACCGGACGCCAUUAGUGUCACAUACCAUCAUAUACCCAUACGGUGUUGCUGUGGACUAUCCAAAGAAGCAAGUAUACUGGGUGGAUACCUACCUUGAUUACAUAGAGAAGAUUGACUAUGAUGGUAAAAACAGAAAAACGGUUUUAAGGGGGUUCAAAGUACGAAAUUUGUACGGGAUAACAGUGUUUGAGAAUAAUAUUUUUGUGUCCUCAUGGAGGAAUAAUAGUAUUCUGCAGUUGGAUAAGUAUGAGCAUGACGAAAGGACGAUUGUGUCAAACAUCAGCAGGCCAUACAAUGUGUACGUCUUCCACAGGCAACGUCAACCUGAUGCUGCUCACCCUUGCAAGAAUGCAAAAAUCUGUGAUCAUCUAUGCAUCCCUAUGUGGAACGGUAACAGGGCCAUACCAAAAUGCGCCUGCGCCUCUGGUUAUGUCUUGGAUGCUAACAAUAAAUGCGUUGUUAAAACGCCUUCGAAGUUUCUUCUCAUAUCAAGAAGCGAUCCGUUCUCUAUCAGAGGCAUAGAUUUAGAGACAAGCAACGAGACAAUGGUGCCCAUUACCAAAAUGAGCCAACCUAGGGGUCUGGACUUCGACGCAAAGACUGGUUCCAUAUUUUACGCGGAUGCCUAUAGUAUGACCAUAGAGAUGGUGCCUAUUUUGAAUACGUCAAAUCAUACGGUCUUGGUGAACAACGUGGCUUGUGACGGGUUGGCGUUUGAUUGGAUAUCAAGGAAUCUCUAUUGGACAAGUUUGGAAAAGGGCAGCAUCAAGGUGGUAAAACUCGCCAAUACUUCAUUGGUGAAAACACUAAUUUGGAAUACGACUUACAACCCAGGCUCAAUAGCUGUUGACCCGAUAAGUGGUUAUAUGUAUUGGGCACAUUGGUCUAGUACAACCCCUGAGAAUGGAAGAAUAGAUAUGGCGCAGAUGGACGGCAAAAAUAGGAAAGUAUUUUUGGACCAUAACAUCCACUGGCCGAGCGGCUUGGCGAUUGACCAAGAAGCAAAGCGAUUAUACUGGACAGAUAAGCACCUGAAAAACAUUCAAAGUAUUGAUUUUGAUGGCACAAAUCGGAGAGUGGAAACUGUCAUGGCAUUGGAAUCUCCAGCGGGUCUGGCAGUCGGUGUGGGGUCACAUAAGCUUAUUUAUUUCAUCGAAAUGUCCAAAGGAGCUAUUAUGGCCUACAGUAAUUCUACAGGAUUGAAGAAAGUGUAUGAUAGCAGCAAUUUGCACAUUUACGACGUUAAGUUGUAUGAUGCAGGGUCUCAGAAAGGUGAAAAUGGUUGUAGUCAUUCCACAUGCUCAGAAAUAUGUCUUCCGACACCGUCCCAACAAUUUACGUGCUCAUGUUCCGAUGGUUAUCAACUGAAAGAUGACGUCUGUGUUAAACAGGAGGACUUCACAGCGCCCUCUUUCUGUCCACCUGACAAUUUCCAGUGUCUGCACAAAAAACAUUGCGUCCCACACACCUACCUUUGCGAUGGCAUCGACAAUUGCGGGGAUCUGUCAGACGAAUCGGCUGAACCGGGGGGACCUUGCGAGAAUGUUUCUUGUACCGAAAACCAGGUAAAAUGCGACACGACCUGCAUUUUCAAGCACUGGGUGUGCGAUGGAGACAAAGAUUGCUACGAUGGGAGCGACGAGGAUCCUGAAGUGUGCAACCAGCUGUGUCCAUCGGAUCAGUUCAAGUGCAAAAACACUCGUCGGUGUAUACCCAUGGUGUGGAGAUGUGAUAAUGUAAAGGAUUGUGGGCCGGAUGAUGAUAGCGACGAGACGGAUUGUCAAGCAGCGGUGUGCGACGUUAACGAAUUUCGAUGUCGAAACGGCCAGUGCGUACCGUCCGACUUUUACUGCGACCUGAUACCAGACUGCGAUGACAGUUCCGACGAGGCGGACUGCGUGAACUGCGACCCUAGCUCACAUAUACCCUGUCAGCCACUGGAGGAAUGUCUGCCGCGCUCAGUGCUGUGCGACGGGAAUAAUGAUUGUCCAGAUGGAAGUGAUGAACGGGAUUGUGGACAUAAGGUCGAUUGCGAGCCGGACGAAUUCGCCUGCGCCAACUUCGAAUGCAUCCGCAAACGGUUCGUUUGCGAUGCUGACCUGGACUGCGUAGACGGCUCGGACGAGAUCAACUGCGACCCGAUGAAAAUAAAGAACGCAACCGAUGCGAAGACCGUCAUGCGAUGCGAUCUGCCCAGCAGGUUCUGCGACAACAACACCAGGUGCAUUUCGCCGAAGCAGCUGUGCGAUAAUCGUCAGGAUUGCGCGGAUGGCAGCGACGAAAGUGGGAUCAAGUGUACGGACUCGGUGGCGAAUGCGACGGAGUCUAAGAGUGUCGUUGCUGGGUCAUGUGAAUAUCCUAGCAGGCUAUGUGAUAACGGAACCAAAUGCAUCACAAUAGACAAAUUAUGCAACGAUUACAACGACUGCGCAGAUGGCAGUGACGAGGGGUCCAGGUGUCCAGAUAGAUUGUGCGAUCACAGUUUUAUCUGUUCGCAUGACUGUCAUAAUGCUCCCGAAGGACUUAUCUGCACAUGUCCAGCUCACCUCCAUCUCCAAGCAGAUAGAACGCAUUGCCUAGAGACUCAUCCGUGUGAAGCUUGGGGAGUUUGUUCACAGAAUUGCGUACCUAGAGGCUCUAGGUAUAAAUGUACCUGCCAAGAAGGAUAUGUGCUCCAAGAAGACGGUUUCACCUGCAAAAGUGUAGAUAGCGGAAGGCCCUAUCUAAUUUUCAGUAGCAGGCAUGAAAUAAAGGCUGUUGACCUGCAUACUUUCGGAUUGAAAUCUUUCAUAUCCGAUUUGAAGAAUACCAUUACUUUGGAUUUUUAUCAUACAAAUGAAACUGAUAUCGUAUUUUGGACGGACGUAUCAGACGAUAAAAUUUAUAGAGGAACUACCGCGGGCGGUACGUUAGGCAACAUCGAAGCUGUAGUACAAACUGGUUUGUCUACAGCUGAAGGAGUAGCCGUUGAUUGGAUUGGUAAAAAUCUAUACUGGGUAGAAAGUAACCUGGAUCAAAUUGAAGUCUCGAAAUUGAACGGCAGUUUCAGAAGAACUUUAGUUGCUGGUGACAUGGAGAGUCCUAGGGCCAUCGCAGUAGAUCCCAGAGAUGGCUACCUAUUUUGGACCGAUUGGGAUAGCGAACUCCCACGUCUUGAAAGAUGUUCUUUAGCAGGUCUUGAUAGACAGAUCUUAGUGAGAUUAGGCAAUAACCGCUGGCCGAAUGGUCUUACUCUCGACUAUACCAUUAGAAGAAUAUACUGGAUAGACGCCAGAACUGACUCGAUUCAUACUUCAAACUAUAACGGGGAGGACAUUCGUGAGGUGAUGCGCAACCACGAGAUGCUCUCACAUCCCUUCGCUAUCACCCUCUUCGAAAACUACGUGUACUGGACCGACUGGAGGACCAAUAGCGUUGUACGAGCGAAUAAAUGGACAGGGGGUGACGUGAAAGUGAUCCACAGGACUCUGCAUCAACCCUUCGACAUCAAAGUGAUGCAUCCCAGCAGACAACCGGAUGGUGUGAAUCCGUGUGCGAAGAACAACGGCGGUUGUUCACAUCUUUGUCUGAUUCAUUUCAACCAAACGUACAGGUGUGACUGUCCGCAUGUUAUGAGGCUGGAUACUGAUAACAAAACCUGUCGGGUGAACGAAAAAGUGCUGCUUAUUUCAAGGAAUGGAGAAAUACGCGGAGUCGACAUUCAUCAACCAUUCUACCAUACCAUCCCUACAAUUUUGGUUGGCAGUCCCAUCCAGAUCGAAUACGUGGCGAAAAAUUUAACACUGUAUUGGGCAGAUGCUCAUAUCAAUGAAAUUAAACGAAGCGGUCUAACGAAAGGACCUACAGAGAUAAUUUUGGAUGCUGGUCUUCAGAAACCUUCCGGUCUAGCUGUAGACUGGAUAUCAAACUUGCUCUUCAUAUCUUCAGAAACUGGAAUUCUGGUAUGUAACCUGAACGGCGAGUUCACCUCAGUACUGUAUGAAAACCUGAACAUCCUAUCGAUUGCUGCCAAUCCUCCAGAAGGCCAGAUAUUUUGGAUAAAUGGUUUCAAUGAUAGUGCAAAUAUUGAGAUGAGCUUGAUGGACGGAAGUGGGAGAAAAACCAUCGUUGCUGGAUUGAAGCUCCAAUCCAAGGGCUUGUUCUUUGACUUGCAGUCAUCUAGGUUGUAUUGGAUAAGCGGAAAUGAAAUAUUUUAUGGGACACUUGAUGGUAAAGUAACCAGGAUUAGUUUACCCGAGCAAACAGCCAUAUCAGCGAUGACCGUUUAUAAUGGACAGUUGUAUUAUGCAGAUGAAGAACACAUUCACAUAGCCGACAAAUCUACGGGUGCGAAUGACACGAUCUUGAAAAAUAGAACAGGGGGAGGUGUGCUAGCGUUGAGGAUUUAUGACAGAUCUGAACAACAAGGCGACCACCCGUGCAGUUUAGGUAAAGGGGGAUGCCAGCAUUUGUGUCUUCCUCGCUCCAAAAGAAAUUUCACUUGCGCUUGCGCUAUAGGUUAUUACAAAGAUCCCAAUAACCCCUACAAAUGUAUCCCGAAAGGAGACUUUCUGUUAUAUUCAAUGUACUGGGAGAUCCAAGGUUUUCCUUUGGACAGAAACGAGUCUAACCGUGUCUUAGGUCCAAUUUCGAAAAUACCCAGCGCCACUGCAUUAGAUUUCAUCGCAGAUGAGGAUUUGAUAUUUUGGGCGGACAGCGAUCAUGGCACCAUCACCAGAAUAAAAAGAGAUGGUACUGAAAGAAAAUACAUUUUGGAGCAAGCCGAAAUUUUCGAUAACACCCUAGUAGACUGGUUAACUGGUUUUGCUGUAGAUUGGAUAGCUGGCAAUAUGUACUGGUGUGAUUCCAAGCGUGGUACUAUAUCGGUUUCUAGAAUAGAUGGAACCAAAGAGCAUGUGCUCUUGUCCUAUGAGAUUGGGAAACCUAAUGCAAUCGCUCUGGAUCCCGUAAAAGGUGUCAUGGUAUGGGCCGGUGGGCCAAAAGUGGAGAUGGCUACUACGGACGGUCAAAACAGGAAAAUUUUGCUGGAUAACCGAGGAUCAAUCACUGACGUGGCCUUGGACUUUGACAAUGAAUUCAUAUACUAUUGCGAUUCUAGCCACCAUUCUAUAGAGAGGAUCAAAUAUGAUGGAACGGAACAAACCCUUUUGUUGGAACACGCGCGACAUUUACAAAAACCCACAGCACUGACAGUGUUUGAGAAUAUGAUAUAUUGGAUGGACAGCUCUUUCCUCAGCGGAAGCCUUUUGGCAGCUCCCAUCUCAAACACCUCCAAUUUUGAAGUGCUCAAACAAGGGUUGGGCGAUUCACUAAAAGAUAUCCACGUAUUUUCUAAACGCAGGCAGAGCGGCACUAACGCAUGCGCCAAAAACAACGUAAACUGUGAACAACUUUGCCUGUUCAAUGGAACGCAUCCUGUCUGUAUCUGCUCCCACGGUAGAUUGGCUAGUAACGGAAAAACUUGCGAACCGUUUGAGAGUUUCGUGAUGUUUUCGAGAGUGGUUAGCAUAGAUUCUAUUCAGAUGAUGGGCGAUAAGAAUCUGCAAAGUUCGCCGCAUCCUAGUAUCAAGAAUAGCACUAUGUUGAAAAAUGCCAUCGGCCUAUCUUUCAGUUACAAGCACCAACGGCUGUUUUACUCCGAUAUUUCAAGAGGAUCUAUUAACACUGUAUAUUUCAAUGGAUCUGAGCAUAGAGUUGUUGUAGACAAACAAGGAUCGGUGGAAGGACUAGCUUAUGAGCUAAUUCAUAACGCCCUCUACUGGACAUGUAACAAUGACGCAACGAUAAGUAGAGUGAAUCUUACCGACCAGUUGACAAAUGCUAGUGCAGUGGAGACGAUUGUCAGGCUACGUUUGCAGGACAAACCACGUGGCAUCGCGAUUGACAGCUGUGGUAGCAGAGUCUACUGGACGAAUUGGAAUGCUCACUCGCCCAGCAUACAAAGGGCUUUUCUAACUGGAUACAGGGUGGAAGCCAUCAUAAAAACUGACAUUCGGAUGCCGAACGCGAUCACGCUCGACCAUAAAGCCCAAAAGCUGUACUGGGGAGAUGCCAGGCUGGACAAAAUCGAACGUUGCGAAUACGACGGAACAAAAAGAGUGGUUCUAGCCAAAGUAACCCCACAACAUCCAUUUGCGCUGGCAGUAUACGGAGACUUCAUCUAUUGGACUGACUGGAUGUUACAUGCAGUCAUCAGAGCAGAUAAGUUUACCGGACAGUACGUGGUACUGCUGAGACGCGACGUUGCGAGACCGAUGGGAAUUGUUACUGUGGCCAAUGAUACGGAAGAUUGUUUCACGAAUCCAUGUUUGAUUCAGAAUGGGUUCUGUGAAGAGAUAUGUGGGUUGUCGGCUGCUGGUGCCGUGGAAUGCUCGUGUGAAGAAGGUAGAGUAUUGUCGGAAGAAGGCAGAUGUCAUUCGAAGAUUGCCACAAAUUGUAGCAACAAUGGUGAUUCAUUCCGUUGCUCAGAUGGAGGUUGUGUUCCUUUCCAUCUCACAUGUGAUGGAAUUCCACAUUGUGCUGAUAAGUCUGAUGAAGAACCUGGAUACUGUGGGUACCGCUCGUGUCCUGUUGGUUGGUUCCCCUGUCAAAACAAAUUGUGCAUUCCGCUGAAUUUGACCUGCAACGGCAUUGACAACUGUGGUGAUGCUACCGAUGAACACAACUGCUCAUGCCCAGAGGGAACCCACUUCAAAUGUAAAAGCGGAGAAUGUCUGGAUAUAUCUUAUAGAUGUAACUACAGCCCGGAUUGCCAUGAUAAAUCUGACGAAAUUGGAUGUGAGAUGCCGAAUUGCACCCAGAAGCAAGGCGAAUUCUUCGUCAAUUGUAAGUAUACGACAAGCUGCAUCCACUGGCAGUGGAUAUGUGAUGGAGACGACGAUUGCUGGGACAAUUCUGAUGAGAUGAAUUGUACGCAUGUGCGCGACAUUUGUAGGAAGGACCAGUUCAGAUGCUCAGACGGCAGUUGCAUCAACGUAACAGCCCAGUGCGAUGGCGUUGAUGACUGCAAGGACAGCCACAUACACGGUAGCAUCAGUUCAGACGAAUUGCAUUGUCGGAUCAGUCACCAUUGCCGCUACAAUCAGUUUUUGUGCGAGAGCGAUCUCUCCUGCAUCCCCAUGUCUUGGCAUUGCAACGGUGUCCCCGAUUGUCCAGACCAAAGCGACGAAUUGAAUUGCAAGCAACAGUGUCGCACAGAUCAGUUCCAGUGCCAGAACAAAGAGUGUAUUCCAAAAUCCUGGCAGUGCGAUGGUAACCCAGAUUGCAUGGAUCAGUCCGACGAAACUGAACAUUGUCAGCAUACAGUGUGUGGAAAAUGGGAAUUCAGGUGCAACAGUACAGGACGUUGCAUACCUCUCAACUGGGUUUGUGAUGGCGAAGCCGAUUGUCAAGAUAAGGCGGAUGAGCAUGUGAGGCAAGGUUGCCUUUUUGACUCUUGCAAUGAUAACCAAUUUAGAUGCUCUGAUGGUCAAUGUAUAGGCCAGAUUUACUACUGUGAUGGCGACAGGGAUUGCGUGGACGGCUCCGACGAACCCUCCGACUGCUACAAAACCUGCACUCCCGCUGAAUUCCAAUGUAAAAACGGCAACUGCAUCCUUGACCUAUUCAAGUGCGACGGCAAAGACGACUGCGGCGACGGCAGCGAUGAGAAUCAGUGCAAGAAAGAGGCGGAUCAGUGCACGGGCAAAGGGAAGUUCGCAUGCGAGAAUGGAGUUUGCAUCAACGAGACGCUGCUGUGCAAUGGGGAGAACGAUUGCGGGGACUUUUCUGAUGAGAAAACAUGUCACUGGAACGUUACAGGCAUCGAUGAGUGCUCAGCCAUACCAUCCCCAUGCGCUCAAAUAUGCGUCGACAAGCCGGUCGGGUACGAAUGUAAGUGCAAGGAGGGAUACCAGAGGAACCCGAAGGAUCCACAUCAGUGCGACGAUGUGAACGAGUGCGCAGACAGGCCGUGUAGCCAGAUUUGUAGGAACACCAGGGGAUCCUACCACUGCAGCUGCGACAAGAAUUACAUUCUGCAUUAUGAUAAGAAGUCAUGCCGGGCGAAUUCUACAGUCAAAGUUUCUUUAAUUUUGGCAAACAGAUACUACAUUCGAGAAGUAGAUUUACUGGGCCACAGCACUAUUUUGGCGCAUAACUUAACCAACGCAGUAGCUCUAGAUUACGAUUGGUCCACGCAAUGCCUCUACUGGUCGGACGUCACUUCCUAUGGAUCAUCUAUAAAGAGGCUGUGCGAUUACAAGAAAAAUUCAACCGAAGUAGAGAUGCUACAUUCGUCUACUUUACAAAAUCCCGAUGGAUUAGCUGUAGAUUGGGUGGGGAGAAAUCUAUAUUGGGUGGAUAAGGGCCUGGAUACCAUUGAAGUAGUCACCUUAGACGGAAAGUACCGCCGGAUGCUUUACUCUAAAGGCUUGGAAGAGCCUAGAGCGCUUGCGGUAGACCCGAUAAACAGAUACAUGUACUGGUCAGACUGGGGUACGAAAGUUCACAUCGGUAAAAUUGGUAUGGAUGGUAGCGAUGCAAAAGUUAUCGUCAAGAACAACCUAGGGUGGCCUAACGCCUUAACGAUUUCUUACGAAACCAACGAACUAUUCUGGGCAGAUGCUAGGGAGGAUUACAUAGCUGUGUCAGAUCUGGACGGAAAUAAUAUCAAGGUUGUCGCAAGUAGAGAGAAAAAUCCGAAACUACAGUUACACCACGUGUUCGCAAUAGACAUCUGGGAAGACUACAUCUAUUGGACAGAUUGGGAGACGAAAUCAGUAGAAAGGUGCAACAAAUACACUGGCGAGGAUUGUAAGAACGUGUUUUCAACUCUGCACAGACCGAUGGACAUCAGAGUGGUGCACCCGUAUCGACAACCGUCUGUGAAGAAGAACCCUUGCCUGACGGCGAAUUGUUCAGCGUUGUGCUUACUGAGCCCCAAGGAGCCCAACUACACAUGUGCUUGUCCCGAGAACUACGUCCUGGGUAAAGAUGGUCGCAGCUGCGAAGCGAACUGCACUUCAGCGCACUUCGAAUGCACAACAACCCUGAAAUGUAUUCCGUUCUGGUGGAAGUGCGAUACCCAAGACGACUGUGGAGAUGGUAGCGAUGAACCGGCAGAUUGCAGAAAAUUCGUGUGCAAACCGGGUCAGUACCAGUGCAACAACACCAAGUGCAUUCAUCCGUCCGAGCUGUGCAAUGGAAACGAUGACUGCGGGGAUAAGUCGGACGAGAGCGACUGUCAACAUUACACCUGCCUUAACAGCCAGUUCAGAUGUGAGGGUAACUCCUCCCAACCUCCAAUGUGUAUCCCAUCAAAGAUGCGUUGCAACAAACAUGUUGACUGUCCUUUGGGCGAAGACGAAGAGAAUUGCCCUCCAGCGUCGUGUCCUCCGAACCAGUUCAAGUGCGCCAACGAUAAGUGCAUUCCAGCUGUUUGGGUCUGUGACAAAGACAACGAUUGCACCGACAACUCGGACGAAGAACAGGAUUGUCAGACUAGGACGUGUGGGCCGAACCAUAUUAGGUGCAAUUCUGGAAGAUGUAUUCCCCAAUCGUGGCAAUGCGACGGUGAGGCAGACUGCGCAGAGGGAGAGGAUGAACCUAGCAGUUGCAAUAAUCCUAUUUACCAUACUUGCGAACCUACGUAUUUCAAAUGCAAGAACAACAAGUGCAUUCCAGGAAGAUGGCGAUGUGACUUUGACAGUGAUUGUGGUGACGGUUCAGACGAAGAAAACUGUGUCUACAGAAACUGUUCAGAAUCUGAGUUCAGAUGCAAAAAUGGCAAGUGCAUUAGAGGUAUAAUGAGAUGUGAUGGAGAGUAUCAAUGCGACGAUAGAUCUGAUGAAGAAAACUGCAACAUUCCAUGCAAAAAGAACGAAUUCCAAUGCACCAAUCCAAAAGCUUGCAUUUAUUUAUCUUGGAGGUGUGAUGGCGAGCCAGACUGUGCAGAUGGAUCAGACGAAGCAAACUGUACGAAAACUUGUCUGCAUAACGGUUUCAAAUGUCAAAACGGCUUUUGUAUCAAUGAACAAUGGAGAUGCGAUGGACAGGAUGAUUGUGAAGAUGGUUCUGAUGAGCAGAAUUGCUUUUCGGCUGCGUGUCCUACGGGUAGAUUUAGAUGCAAGAACCACCGUUGCGUUCCCGUAACAGUCCUCUGCGACGGUCGCGACAACUGCGGUGACGGCAGCGACGAGGAACGUCACGUGUGCAAACGGCACGGCCUGUGUCCGCGCAUGCAGAUUCGGUGUAAUUCGGACGGCCGGUGCAUAGAUGCCAUUCUCGAGUGCGACGGACGCGUAGACUGCUCGGACGGAUCGGACGAAGCGAGGUGCGCUACGGAGUCGAUGUGUCCGUGGGACGCGUGCUCGCAGCUUUGCGUGCUGGUCGCCUGGAAUAGGACGUCGUGCAAGUGCAUAGAGGGAUACGAACACGUAGAAGACGGACAUUGCCAAGCGAAAGGAAAAAUGGCAGAAUUAGUUAUUGCUUCAGAAGCAGAGCUCAGGCUAAUAUCUCCAUAUAAAUCUCGUGACGACAACGAACUACGGAGGACCCUUGCAACAGCCCCAGGAUACAAAGUGGAUGCAGUAGACAUACUAAUAUCGAACGAUCAACAACACUUAGCGUUUUGGACAGAUCACCAAAACAAGAGAGUUCAGUCUAUGAUUAUACACGUUGACAAGGAUGGAAGAUCUAAUAGAGAUUCUGAAAUAGCAAAAACUGUAUUGUCCAAUUUGCAAGAUCCAAGGGGUAUCAGCUUGGAUUGGAUUGCUAAGAGAAUGUAUGUAACUGACGGAAACAGAAUAAUAGCAGCCUCUUUGGAUGGUGACUACGUUUGCACCUUGGUUAGCGGAAAUGUUCAGCAACCUAGAGACAUAGUAGUGGCACCCACUCAAGGCGUAAUGUUCUGGACAGAUCUUGGCCCUAGCCCUAGAAUAGAGACAGCAUUCAUGGACGGUUAUAAGAGAAAGGUCUUGAUCAACACUGGAAUUCUUUGGCCCACAGGUCUGGCUAUAGACCACCCGACCAGUCGACUGUAUUGGGCUGAUCCAAAGACAAUGACCAUAGAAUCGAUCCUAUUCGACGGCACUGACAGGCAUACAGUGAAGCACUUUGAAGCUGGUAUCAAACCAUUCAAACUGGAAAUAUUUGAAGAUUCCAUGUUUUUCUCAACAUACCAUGAACAUGACAUCAUCCGAAUGAACAAGUUUGGGCAAGGUGACAUGUUCUAUCUGCUGCAAGGAUCGACAAGGAUAUCCGAUAUUCUGAUAUUACAGGAACAGAAGCAAAUGAAGAUACCAAAUGCUUGCGACGAUUUCUGUAAUAAUAAUGAGUUUUGUUUAUUGACGCCUAAGGAUGCCACUUGCAUAUGUGCAGAUGGAUACACCAAAGAUAAUUUGACAUGCAAAGUAACCAACAGCCGAACACCAUCCUGCCCGCUGAACUGCCACAAAGGUACUUGCAAGAUCAUCGAGGGCUACGGACCUUCCUGCGUGUGUCCACCAUCGUUCGCCGGCCAGUACUGCGAACUGUACCGGUGCUCGCAGUACUGCAAGAAUCACGGAAUGUGCAUCGUUAACACCAAAGCGGCCACCAGAGGGACGGAAGUGGUACCGUUGAGGUGCAUGUGUCCUCCGCAGUGGACUGGAGAGAGGUGUGAAACGCCUGUGGAUCUGUGCCAGAAUAGAUGCCACAACUCGGGCGAGUGCACGAACUCAAGCUCCGGAGUGCCAAUGUGCAAAUGUAAACCGGGCUUUACCGGUUCCAGAUGCCAGAACUGUCUGAACUUAUCGUGCGAAAAUGGCGGCGUGUGUACCAUUACCAACGGCAGAGAGAGCUGUACGUGUCCUUUGGAAUAUCAUGGUCGCAAUUGCGAGAUACCUGUAUGCGGAAAACAUGGAAAGCCGAUGACUGCGCAUAAUGGAAAGGUGGUGUGCACUUGUGCGAAUGGGUACAGUGGGGAAAGGUGUGAUCAGGACAUUUGUCUCAAUCAUUGUCAGAAUGGUGGAACGUGUAAAGUUGGUGCGAAACAACCUGAAUGUAGUUGUCCUAAAUAUUUCGCAGGUAGGCGUUGCGAAAUAAAUCUCUGCUUGGCAAGAUCGCCGCCAGAUGGCUGCAAGGAAUCCUGCAAUUGCCAGAAUGGAGGUACAUGCAAUAUCUUGAAUGACAAAGCUAUAUGUCGUUGCCCUGAUAAUUAUGGAGGAUAUCACUGUGAGACAUAUGUCGGCAAUGCAAAUCCCUGCAGCAACAGGUGUCUCAAUGACGGAAUUUGCGUGCUACCUUCACUUGAGGCAGAUCCCAUUUGCUACUGCACUGUUUCCUGGACAGGUGACCUCUGUGAUAAACCGGCCAAAUGUAAAAAUUAUUGCCAGAAUCAGGGACACUGUUCUGUUAUAGACAAUCUCCCUUACUGCUCUUGCAUUGAUGGAUAUUCAGGGAGAAGAUGUGAACUACAACCCAUCGAUGCAAAACUUAACCGACCCAAUGACGGCAAAGAAAAAUCUCAAAGUGUCCUCGUAAUUGUCUUGACAACUUUGGCGGUUGUCGUGAUCCUGUUCAUAGCAGGAUUUUUGAUCUUCGACCACUUCUUCAGAAACAGAACGUCUUUCUCGCACGAAAGGCUCCAGGAAAAUGAUUUCAACAAUCCGAUGUAUCAAGAGAGGGAUGCAGAGCCGUUCACGUUGAAUGCUGAUAAGUCUGGAAACUUCGCAAAUCCCGUCUACGAGUCCGUUUAUAGCGGAACGGGUAGUGUUAGAGAUGAAAAAGCGGUCCUAUUGGAGCACAGCACUGAUGAAACUCCACCGCCUAUCACUGAAGAGGUUUAGUUACAUAUCACAAUUCAUCACAAUUUUUUUGUUCGAUCGUAUCGCAUACGAUCUUGAAUUUUGGGUAGCUAAAAAGAAGAGAAACUGAUGUCAGUCUCGCUGUUAAUGUGUAGGGUUUCCUAAUAUGAAUAAUUAUCUAAAAACAAACCCCAAAAAUUUAGAGUUUCAGCUAUGCCAUUUAAAAGUCAUGUGCAAUAGAUCAGGCUAAUAAAAAAAGUCUUGUAUAGUCUUAUUUUUACAACGGAAUUAUACUUUAAAAGUAAAUGGAAACAUCUUCCGUUUAGAGUUAAAAAAAAUUUGCUAAGUAAAUUUUCAAACGACGAAGUUGAAAAAACCUUUUCGCGUAUAUUAAUAAAAUUAUGAAGUAUUGGUCUAAGAACCGUAGAGUAUGGAAAAACUACACAUCACACUUGGUGCAGCGGCUACGUACACUCUAGACAGCUGGUAAAAUGACCAUUAACCAAAAAGAUUCAGUGGCUACUAUGUUUUCAGAAAAUGUUUAGCAUUUUUUUCAUAUGUUAAUCAACAUAAACGAUAUAAGUUUUGACUAUUAUUUCAUAUUUGCUGCUGUGCCCUGUUUGAUAGAGAAUAAAAUAAAGAAAAUUGUUGAUUUUUUUAAUAAAAAAUUAACUGCUACAGCGAAUUCAUACAACUUUCCUCUGAAGCAGUUUUGAAAAUUUGAUAGUUAAAGAAGUGCAAAUUCGAUAAACCCAUUCGAAGACUGUUCUGGCAGCUUUUGUCUUUUGGUAAACCUUGUGAUUGCCUACAUUUUUGGCAAAUAACUAAAUGGUCCUCUGUACGAUAUAUCAUUAAAUAUUUCAUCACAAAAUUAAUUUGUCUAAAGACCUUUAGGAUCCCGCAUUGUUUCUCCUGGAGAGCGACAUUUCUAACAAGGAAAUGUUAAAGACUACAAUUCCUCUAAAACCAAUUAAACAACGCUUACUUUCUCUUAGUUAUUGAGCGUUUAUGUUCAAGAAUAAGCUUUCCGUUGAGAACGACGUUUUUCUGACCCUUUGCAAUCUCUGUUACACUUGCUCUUACAGCAGCAACUACGAGACUCAAUUUUGGUGAUUGUUUUUGAUCGUGAUCAGCUUCCACGUUACCACUAAUCGUCGAAUUGCAACCACAGUUGGACUAUUAUGCAUACCAAAAUUCUCAUGCAUCGAGUGACGGGGUUGGCCAAAGUUCGUUAAUUUGCGACAUGAUAAAUUGUCAGAUACUGACAAAUAACGGCAGAAGUUCUUUAUAAAAUGACUGGCAUAACAUUUCGAUAUCAUCCAUGUUGGGAAACCCUAUACAUAUUUAGUGUAGCGUAUUUUAGCUAUGCAUUUUCUCCACACUGUAGGACAAAUGGUAUCAUACCUAAAACGCGCUAUACGUUCUUCGAAACUCUAAUUUUUAGAUUAUAGCUGUGAAUUGUGCCAUUAUCUUUAGGGUAUACGAGUUUUGCCCGUCGAUUUCUUUUGAAUUCUGAAUGUUGCCAUAUUGGAUAAGUGUAUAUUUACUAUUUGUGUUUAGGAGUACAAAUUGUUGAUUUUAGUUAGAGUAACUCUAUGGCGUCUUUUUUCUCUUGACUGACAAAAAAGCAUGGAUUUGACGAUCUAGCAUAAACAACAUCCACUCUUGCAAAAUAUUAGAAUCUUCAUUGUUAAAUCAUCUUAUUGGCUAUCAGAAAACGGUUGUUAAAACUAGAAAUCUUGUGCUCAGAGUCUCUGUGCAUCUGACCAUUGGAGCCAUGACUAUACUAAAAGUGCACAUCUACAAAAUCUUAAAAAAAAACAUGUUGGUUGCAUCGUCUGGCUGCCUAUUCACUAUACAAUUCCUCAGUCCUCUCACCCUAGAAAGAAAUAGUAGCGAAAUACUACGUGUUCAGACAACAGAUUCAGUUUACUAAUGGUACUGAGACUGGCCAAAUCUCCAUGUUUCACCAUGUUAAUGAUGAUUGGUGGAUUUCGAAAAAUGCCCUCAAACGUAAGUAAAUCUUCAUUCUACAUCUUGGAAUGAUCAUUAUAGUGAGACAAAGUGACAUAUCCAUGAAGACAAGACAGUUAAGUACUUAUCUUGUGAUUGCUUUGCUGUCUUAUCAAUCCGAAAAUCCGUUCUGAGGAGCAAUGGCCUUCGAUUCCAUUGUAAAAGAAACUACGCGGAGUCGUUGCUUCACCUUCAAUGGGAGCAGCAGUCCAGCAGUUUUGUUCAUCUUGUCAAGCCUGGGAAAAAAUUAGUUAUUCUUAGCUGCUCGAUUGUUUGUACCCUAGCCGCUAGUAGUAGAUUUUUGAGAUAUUCGGAAUCGUCAAUUUUAAGUCCAUGACAUGAAAACGUCCUUGUACAUAGAUUAUAUUAUACUUUUAAGUGAACGACUGAUAUUGAUCUACGAGUCAUAUAUUUUUACUAAUACGCAACUUUUGGCGCUUCUUAAAUUUAUUGUACAUGUAUUCUUAUGGUUGUGCAUGUAUUUUAAUGUAAGGCAGCUGUUUCAUGCAGUUAUUGCAGAAGAGGUUCAUAUCAUGUGCUCAAUGUUUUUACCUCAUACUCCAGUGACAGACUGGCAGCUAUAAAAUACUCGGGACUUCUGACUGAAACAUUGGGAAGAGGUUGUAAAAUUUUGAUGCCAGCGUAGAACCUGACACACAUAACGUUAAUCCAUUAUUCAUCAUCAGUUAGUCAGGUUCGAGUCCUGAAUGCAAGCAUCAUCUGUCUGUAAGAGAUUGUUGUGUGUUUAGUCUAUAAGGCUAUAAUUACUGGAGUUUUAAUUUUUAUAUAGGCAUUGUAUUUGACUUUUUAUGUGAACAUUGAUUUUAUUAGCCUUGCUGCUCUGCUUUGGCAAAUUCCUAUGCAUCGUGCAUAUUCAUUUUAUAAUUGAGGAAAAGUACAGUAAACAUAUCUUGUAUAGCAAAUAAGUUUUAUAUUGGUUAUGAAUAAUUUUUCAAUGCUGGCAGUUUUGUAUCUAAAUGUCUCUUCGCUGAUGAAAAUUUCAACACCAUUUUUAUUGAUCUCAGAGGUUAGCAAUUUGUUUAGAACACAUACAUAUUUAUAUGCUUAUGAGCUUAUUUACUGACAUCAUAAUACUACUCGCAGUAAUACUACGGCAUGCGUUAGCCACUACUUGUUAUUGUGUAUUCCUUCUGAUGACUUGGGGUAAGCGCACGUCAGGAGAUUGUAGGGAAGAACAUCGAGAAUGAUUUCGUUUGUAAUGCCACCAACUUACGUCAGUACCUGUAGCCGAGUAGCUGCCGCGGGAGUCGUUGCCAUGCUGUGGCUCUGAGUCUAUAGAUAUUGUUGUAAGCUGAUCAGAUGGCAAUCUCAUAGUAUCCAGGAAUUAGAGAUCAACAGGAUAUUAUGUAUGAUAUUUUUCUCUGUCCAUAAUAUUGUGAUGCGUUUGUGUGUGGAGGUAUCUGCGAAAUAAGAGAAAAAGAGAAACAAAAGUUUGCGUCCAUCCGUUCAACAUCGUUUAAGAAUAUCUACUGAAUUUCCCUUUGCCUUCAAACCUAAAAGAAAAUCCUCCCUUUCACUUGGAACUAGAGUUACAGGAAAGCAUAUUUCCUAUCUGUUGCAGCUUUAGUUUCAUGACACUGGAUUCGACGAUGUGACUCGCAUCUUGAUUUGUUUUACUGUAUGAAAAUUCCAAAAAGUAGUGCCGUGUGAUAUUUCCAAUCAAAAACUGACAAAGUUGUUAAUACAAUUUGUAACAUAUGCAGAAAGAAAAGGAAAAUAUAUUUAGAUAUUGUUUCAUCUCAAUUCAAUAAUUUUGUACUUUUAUUAAACUCAUGAUUUGCGUCGCGCGAGCAAUUUCGGCGAUUUUAUCGACCGACUAAUAUGUCAGAAAAUUAGCCGAUACUGCCGAUUUACGUAUUGGUAUCGGUCGAUACAGAUGUCAAGUUUAACGUAUGCGGUAUUUGUGAAUGUCAAAUUCCGUUUUUCUGAUGAAUUCGCGUUGCUGGGAGGGAAAUCCUCGAAUCUCCUCGCUAUCGCCCUCCCUUAUUUGUACAAUGUAAGCAUGGCUCAAGACCUUCCAAAUGUCGCUUUCGCCAGUCAUUGGAAGGACUGUACCUAACAGUACUACUGCAUUUGGAUGCAUAUUACUGAGUAUAUUAUUAUUUUUAUACAUCUAAUAAAAUUAUCUUUCCAAAAUUCUUUGUUUAAUUUAUAAAUUUAAUAGCGUUUACCUACUAGAUAAACUGUCCUGAUACAUCAUCGAUUACAGAAACCUGCUUUCGUAGCUACUGCUAACCUAGUACAAUGAGUCUGACCUUCACCCAAUAGAGGGCGCCACUUGCAUGCUGCGAUCAAACGCUCCAUGGAUUUCAUAGACUACCGUGGGUCUUUCUGCGGAAGCUCAGUAAAUCUCGUAUUUGUUAAGGGGGGGGGGUCGUCGAACAAAGAGAAAAUAAUACGUAAUAUCAUUUAAUAAACUAGUCCAACCACAAAGAUUCUGUUACAAACGGGAGUAUUUUAGCCCCCCUCACCACCAUUUAAGAUUCUUGAUCUUGGUAGAAUUCAUUAUUGAUUUGUAAGAUUGUGCCACCCAGCCACCCAAACCCCGACCGACCGCCCCUCCAAGGUUCUUUUAGCCUAGUUAAAUUUUGUGAGCCUUGUGAUAACAUAAUUUCGGAGCACCAUCUAGAUGACGGUAGCUUAACUGUCCUGAUACAUCAUCAAUUACAGAAACCUGCUUUCGUAGCUACUGCUAACCUAGUACAAUGAGUCUGACCUUCACCCAAUAGAGGGCGCCACUUGCAUGCUGCGAUCAAACGCUCCAUGGAUUUCAUAGACUACCGUGGGUCUUUCUGCGGAAGCUCAGUAAAUCUCGAUUUGUUAAGGGGGGGGUGUCGAUUUUUUAACAAAGAGAAAAUAAUACGUAAUAUCAUUUAAUAAACUAGUCCAACCAAAACGAUUCUGUUACAAACGGGAGUAUUUUAGCCCCCCUCACCACCAUUUAAGAUUCUUGAUCUUGGCAUCUUGGUAGAAUUCAUUAUUGAUUUGUAAGAUUGUGCCUCCCAAGCCCCGACCGACCGCCCCUCCAAGGUUCUUUUAGCCUAGUUAAAUUUUGUGAGCCUUGUGAUAACAUAAUUUCAGAGCACCAUCUAGAUGACGGUAGCUCAACUAAAUCUUUUUAAUGUCACGUUUUAUAUGUGAGCAGCGAAAAUUUAAGUUUUCUUAAUAUUUGAAGGUGCGUUGACCACACACCCAUUCGAACCUCGCCUACCCACCCCUAAAUAAAUUUUCUGACUAGUUAAAUUUUGUGUGACCUAUGAUAACACUUUACAAAGAACCUCCAUCUAUGGGAAGGUAGCUCAACUGAUUCAUUUUUUGUGUAGUUGAAAAUGCAUAGAAUUAGCUUCAAAUCAUUUAAGAAUGGUAUACCGAUAAAUAUUUUUUUCAUUCGGCUACUCUCCAAUAGAUGGCGCUACAUAUCGGUAGCCACCACAAAGUCCACCGUUUUGAAUGACUACCUUGGGCUGCUCAAAUCUCAAAUCCGUUCAGUAAGCCCCAAUGCAUGCGAGGAGGAGGAUGUUUUGUUUCUCAACAAAGCCAAAUCAAUACGUAAUCUUUUCAUAAAAAAUGGGGGGAUUUUUAACCCCCUUCGAGGAAAUUUAAGUUUCUCGAUCUUUGAAGGUGGAUUGCGUCUGAAACAGAAUCACAGCAACAGCCGCAAACAUUAUCUUUGAAUGUCCGUUUCACAUACCUCCUCACAUUUUGUGAUGCUGAUCAGUUAACCAAAAAAGUUGUAUCAGGAUGUUUUGUAAUAUGAUUAUUCAAACACAAAAAUUCUUCAAUUCUUGGAAUUAUAAAUGUAAUAACACGUUCAGUUUCUGUUGCAUCCAUAUACAGUAUCUUUGAAUGGUUGGCACCAAACCUUUCAGAGGCUGAGCAGAGAAUCCAUCGUUUGAGGUUUUUGUUGAAUAAACUUUGGAAGUUAAUUUAUUUGCAUUAAUUCGUUCGAGGUGUUUGAUGCGAUUUUUUUCCGAAAAUGUCUACUAUAGCUGGACUAUUCCGAACGGUUGCGGUCACCGGAGCCAUAUUUAUACAUCUUCAGAAGCCAGAAAAACAUAAAAACAAAUAAGCCCAAAGAUGGUGUGAAAUUGAUCAGCAUUAACAGCUCAAGUUUGAUAUGUAACAUGUUCACACGUUUCUCUGCAUUUUGACAUUCCAUACGGAAUCAGCUUUUUGGCAGCACGUUUAUUUGUAAUUGCUUUUUUAUUUGAUCCUCAAGUUGAAUAAUGUACAUUUAUACAAUAAUGAAAUUGUGGUUUUUAUAUAUAAUUUAUGUAUAAGAAAUAUAUAUGUUACAAUAG
This is a messenger RNA of Acanthoscelides obtectus, 20565 nucleotides long. Lineage: Eukaryota; Metazoa; Arthropoda; Insecta; Coleoptera; Chrysomelidae. The record is from the annotation of a GenBank genome assembly.